Molecule: messenger RNA, 933 nt
Organism: Nyctereutes procyonoides (raccoon dog)
Lineage: Eukaryota; Metazoa; Chordata; Mammalia; Carnivora; Canidae
Product: olfactory receptor 149-like
Exons: 1
Coding region: 1-933 (310 amino acids)
Biological process (GO): G protein-coupled receptor signaling pathway
Cellular component (GO): membrane
Molecular function (GO): olfactory receptor activity; G protein-coupled receptor activity
Source: RefSeq, a predicted model, not a curated record
AUGAGGAAUGCCUCAGUGGUGACCAAGUUUAUCCUGCUGGGCAUCCCACACACCGAGGGUCUGGAGACCAUGCUCUUUGUCCUGUUUUUGAGCUUCUAUAUCUUCACUCUUAUGGGGAACCUGCUCAUCCUACUGGCGAUUAUCUCCUCCACUCGGCUUCACACUCCUAUGUACUUCUUCCUGUGUCAACUGUCUGUGUGUGACAUAUUUUUCCCUUCCGUGAGUUCCCCCAAGAUGCUCUUCUACCUCUCAGGGAACAGCCGGGUCAUCUCCUAUGCAGGCUGCGUGUCCCAGCUCUUCUUCUACCAUUUCCUGGGCUGUACCGAGUGCUUCCUGUACACAGUGAUGGCCUAUGACCGCUUUGUCGCCAUAUGUUACCCUCUACGCUACACGGUGAUCAUGAGCCACAGAGUGUGUGCCAUCCUGGCCAUGGGGACCUCCUUUUUUGGCUGCAUUCAGGCCACCUUUCUAACCACUCUCACCUUCCAGUUGCCCUACUGUGGUGCCAAUGAUGUGGACUAUUACUUCUGUGAUAUCCCGGUGAUGCUGAAGCUGGCUUGUGCUGAUACCUCAGCCCUGGAGAUGGUGGGCUUCAUCAGCGUGGGCCUCAUGCCCCUCAGUUGCUUCCUUCUCAUCCUCACCUCCUACAGCUGCAUUGUGUGUUCCAUCCUGCAGAUCCGAUCUCCUGAAGGCAGACGCCGUGCCUUCUCCACCUGCAGUGCCCACCUCACUGCCAUCCUCCUCUCCUUUAUGCCAGUGGUCCUCAUCUACCUGCAGCCCACCCCCAAUCCCUGGCUCAAUGCAACUGUUCAGGUCCUGAAUAACUUGGUCACUCCUAUGCUGAAUCCGUUGAUCUACAGCCUAAGAAACAAAGAAGUAAAAUAUUCUCUGAGGAAAGUGCUACAGCAAGUAGCCUUCUUUCCUGAGAAGUGA